Molecule: messenger RNA, 780 nt
Organism: Microthlaspi erraticum
Lineage: Eukaryota; Viridiplantae; Streptophyta; Magnoliopsida; Brassicales; Brassicaceae
Source: the annotation of a GenBank genome assembly
AUGGCUGUUUCAUCGCGUGAAGAGUAUGUAUACAUGGCGAAGCUCGCUGAGCAGGCGGAGAGGUACGAAGAGAUGGUGGAGUUCAUGGAGAAAGUCUCCGCCGCCGCAGAUGGCAGCGAGAUCACCGUCGAGGAGCGAAACCUCCUCUCCGUCGCUUACAAGAACGUGAUCGGCGCCCGCCGUGCCUCGUGGAGGAUCAUCUCCUCGAUCGAGCAGAAGGAAGAGAGCCGCGGCAACGUUGACCACGUCAACACGAUCCGCGAUUACAAGACGAAGAUCGAGUCGGAGCUUUCCGGGAUCUGCGACGGGAUCCUCAAGCUGCUCGAAUCCACGCUCAUCCCUUCCGCUGCUUCUGAGGAUUCCAAGGUCUUCUACCUCAAGAUGAAGGGCGAUUACUUCAGGUACUUGGCCGAGUUUAAGAUCGGCGCCGAGAGAGAAGCCGCCGCCGAUAGCACCCUCUCUGCCUACGAGUCUGCUCAGGAAAAUGCAAAGGGACUCGCUCCAACACACCCAAUCCGUCUUGGUCUGGCAUUGAACUUCUCUGUGUUCUAUUACGAGAUCCUCAAUUCUCCUGACCGUGCCUGCAACCUUGCUAAAACGGCUUUUGAUGCUGCCAUUGCUGAGUUAGACACACUAGGGGAAGAGUCCUACAAGGAUAGCACUUUAAUCAUGCAGCUUCUCCGUGACAAUCUCACUCUCUGGACAUCCGACAUGGAGGAUGAAUCUGCAAAUGAGAUCAAGGAAGCAGCAGCUCCAAAGCCAACUGAGGAGCAGAAAUGA